AUGAGGCUUCAAUCGGUGCUACUCUGGAUUUUCUGCUUCAGCCUGGUUCUAGCAGUGAAAGAGUACCUUUUCAAGAACUGUGACAAUUCAGGAUUCUGCCAUCGUAACAAGCAUUAUGCUAAUCAGAUUAAAAGUCUCGGUUCAGCAUUUGUUCCUCACUAUGCCAUUGACCCUUCUUCUGUUCAUUUGCAAGAACUGGGUCAAGACUUCCAUAUCGCUGGUACGAUAAUAAAGAAAGUUCCCAAUAUUCCUGAUCUACAAGUGGAGUUGCCGAUUACGGUUUCGUUGCUUGAAGGGAACAAUGUCCGAGUGCAGAUUGACGAAUCGGGCAGAAACCAAAUCACUGUGAAGAAUAAAUAUGUAAAUCAUCGCAGAUACAACGAGACGGGGCAAUGGGCUUUUGCAAGUGAAGAAUUGCCUUAUAUUAGUAAGAAGGACGUCAAACUUGACAUUUCCAGUGAUAAAUUGUCUUUCACGUAUGGACCUGCUCAAGAGUAUACGGCGGAGUUGCAAUUUUUGCCAGUUAAAUUGACGAUUUCCUAUAAGGACGAGCCUCAAGUUGUAGUUAACGAUCAGAACUUUCUCAACUUGGAGCACUGGAGAGUCAGAGAUGCUAACGCAGAGCAUCUCAGUGAUGAGCAAGUAGAUUUCGACAUGUUCACGGACAGCUUCGGGGAUUCAAAGGAAGAUAAGUUGCCUUUGGGGCCAGAAUCCAUAGGACUUGAUUUCACCUUCAAGAACUACAAAAACUUGUAUGGGAUUCCUGAGCAUGCUGACUCGUUGAACUUGAAAGAUACCACAGGCUCGAACCAGCCGUACCGUCUUUUCAACGUUGAUAUCUUUGAGUAUGAGACUGACUCCAGAUUGCCGAUGUAUGGAGCAAUUCCGUUGCUAUUGGCUGUGAGACCCGAACUCUCUGUUGGUUUAUUUUGGAUCAACAGUGCUGAUACUUUCGUUGAUUUAGAUAAAAAUUCAGAUUCUGGCGACUCUAGGACUCACUGGAUCUCAGAAAACGGUGUUAUUGAUUUCAUGAUCAUCGUAGAUAAAACACCUGCUGCCAUUAACAAGAACUACGGGUUGAUUACUGGUUACGUCCAAUUACCUCCGCUAUUCUCUCUAGGAUACCACCAAUGUCGCUGGAAUUACAACGACGAAAAGGAUGUAUUGGAAAUAAACUCCUUGAUGGACAAACACAGAAUUCCUUACGACACCAUUUGGUUGGAUAUCGAGUACACCGACUCCAAGAAAUACUUUACGUGGCAGAACGAUGUUUUUCCUGACCCAGAAGGUAUGAUGAAGGAAUUGGACGCUACUGGGAGGAACUUGGUGGUAAUCAUCGACCCACACAUCAAAACAGGCUACCCUGUCAGCGACCAGUUCAGAAAGCAGAAAAUUUGCAUCAAUGAUGCUACCAAUACUAGCUACUUAGGCCAUUGCUGGCCCGGAGAAUCUGUUUGGAUCGAUACUUUGAAUCCUAAUGCUCAAGCUCUUUGGGACUCUCAGUUCGUAUGGGACAAAAAGAACAAAUUCACAGGAGGUUUGUCCACCAAUCUUCAUAUCUGGAACGAUAUGAACGAGCCCUCGGUAUUUAACGGUCCAGAAACAACUUCUCCCAGAGAUAACUUACACUACGGAGGAUGGGAGCAUCGUUCUGUUCAUAACAUCUACGGUUUAAGUUACCAUGAAGCGACCUACAAUUCGUUAAAAAAACGUCAAUCACAUACCACGAGAGAAAGACCAUUUAUUCUUACUAGAUCGUACUAUUCUGGAUCUCAGAGAACGGCUGCUAUGUGGACUGGAGACAAUAUGUCCAAAUGGGAGUAUCUACAGAUUUCGCUUCCAAUGGUAUUGACCUCAAAUAUAGUCGGUAUGCCUUUCGCGGGAGCCGAUGUCGGAGGAUUUUUUGGAAACCCCUCGAAGGAAUUGCUUACCAGAUGGUACCAGGCUGGAAUCUGGUACCCUUUCUUCAGAGCACACGCGCACAUAGAUUCAAGGAGAAGAGAACCCUGGGUGGCAGGGGAACCUUACACUUCUAUCAUGACAGAUGCUGUCAAGUUGAGAUACUCGUUAUUGCCCAUGUUGUAUACUGCGUUUUACGAAUCGUCAGUUUCAGGCAUUCCAAUUAUGAAGCCUGUUUUCUAUGAAGCUCUUGACAAUUUGGAAAGCUACUCGAUUGAAGAUCAGUUUUUCGUAGGAAAUUCCGGUUUGUUGGUUAAACCCGUUGUAGAGAAGGAAGCAGAUGACAUCGAAAUCUAUCUUCCGGAUUCUGAGGUCUAUUACGAUUUCACCAAUGGAAACAUCACCGGCGAUAUAACUAAGUUUCAAUUGAACAAACCUGGAUAUGUCAAGAGGGCAGUAACUUUGAAUGACAUUCCAGUUUUCUUAAAAGGUGGUUCCAUCAUUGCACAAAAAAACAGAUACCGUAGAUCUUCCAAGUUGAUGGUCAAUGAUCCAUACACAUUGAUUGUUGCACCAGACUCGAACGGAAACGCUAAUGGAAAGUUGUAUAUCGACGAUGGUGAAUCAUUUGGCUAUACCAAGGGAUUGUCAGCCAAGGUUUCAAGUAUAGACGUGAACUAUGUUGGUUCGUUGUCGAGUAUUGAAAUUGAAAAGAUUGUUAUUAUUUCCCAACCACAGUCGCAGAUUAACAAGUUGAUUAUUCAUAACCCAAAGUUGAAGGUUGCUGCAGAUUGGAGUGCUACUUUCGCUACUGAUGUUGAGCAUGACGAGUUGUGA
This is a messenger RNA of Scheffersomyces stipitis CBS 6054, 2736 nucleotides long. RefSeq names its product glucan 1,3-alpha-glucosidase ROT2 (gene ROT2). Lineage: Eukaryota; Fungi; Ascomycota; Pichiomycetes; Serinales; Debaryomycetaceae. The transcript has 3 exons. Gene Ontology annotation, cellular component: glucosidase II complex. The record is from RefSeq and is a predicted model, not a curated record. Gene Ontology annotation, biological process: N-glycan processing; carbohydrate metabolic process. Gene Ontology annotation, molecular function: alpha-glucosidase activity; carbohydrate binding. The coding region runs from base 1 to 2736 and encodes 911 amino acids.